Molecule: messenger RNA, 442 nt
Organism: Caenorhabditis angaria
Lineage: Eukaryota; Metazoa; Nematoda; Chromadorea; Rhabditida; Rhabditidae
Source: the annotation of a GenBank genome assembly
AUGAAGAAAACAACUUUCUUCAAAUGUAUUAUUGUAUUUGUCGUCCUCUACAUUUGUGGUUAUUUUGUUUAUCUGUAUUCAGUUCAUCAAAAAUUGAAAAAACUCGAAUUCGGAAAAUUCUGCGAUGUUAUGGUGAGUUCGAAUUUUGUUUAUCAGUAUUGCACCAGGUUUCCUCAAUUAACAGUGUUAAAAAUUUUCAACCCCAAAUAUCUUGAAUUUUUUAAAAACAAAACUUGAAAAUUUGUAAUAAUCUUAUUUUCAGGAAUUCUUUUGCGAAAUCAACCAACAAGCUGAUCAACAAAUAUGGUGUGAAUACCGAUGCUCAGAAGAGUGGCUCUAUAAGAUGUUUGUUCGUAGUAUGGUUUAUGGCUCAUCUCUUUUUUAUACAAUUUUAGCGUUCAUUUCUUUGGGACUCAUGAUUUGGCCUCUCACUGAUGAUUAA